ACCAUAAAAGUUGUGAGCACUAAUUCCGAUUUUUUUUACUACUGUAUCUCCAACACGCUCAUGACCUGCAUAUCACACUUGCGUGCGUGGUUCUUGAUCAUAUUAAUCAAAACAGAGGAAGAAGAGAAAUUAUCACGAUUUUUGGUGGAUUUGGUUAAAGAAUUAGUAGUAAUCAGGUUGAACGCCAUGGGUUCUACUUCUGAAAUUGGUGCAGCGAUUAUUGAGGCUGCUGCUUAUGGACACCUUAACCAACUUAAGGCAAUCAGAAAAAAGGUUGAUGAUGAGUGGGAGUUCCGAAAAAUAUGCGAUGAAUAUAGUGACUUCUCCACUGGCCGGAAUGUCUUGCAUCACGCCGCUGAAAUUGGUCAUUUUGAGAUUUGCAAAUUCUUGAUUAACAACGUCAAAGUUUAUACAGAUGCCUUGACUUACAAGAGGGUUACUCCUCUGGCAGAAGCUGCCAAAAGGGGACAUGUCAAAAUUGUGGAGCUUCUCAUCAAACAUGGUGCUGAUAUUAGUCUUCCAAAUAUUGCGGGAGUUUCUCCGUUGCACCAUGCACUUCUAAAAGAUAAUAUGGAGCUUGUGGACAUGUUGCUGGUGGGAGGUGCUUUAGUAGAAGUAGAUUCUUCACAUGGAACACCUUUACAAAUUGCUAUUUCUCGUGGAAAUGUUGAGGCUGUCCGGGUUCUCUUGUUUCUUAGCGCGGAUCCCAAUUUUUAUCUUGAAGUUUUGGACACCCCUCUUGUAUGUGCAGUCAAGUCUCGCUCAUCUCGCGCAUUUGAAUGCCUGAAUAUGCUGCUUGAGGUUGGUGCGGACCCAAAUUUGUAUUGCGGUGGGUCAAGUCCUUUAACAUCUGCUGCAAAAGAAGGCGACACAAAAUUUCUCAAGCGUUUACUUGAAGCUGGAUCAGAUCCAAAUUCCUUAGAUAUCUUUAAACCUAUUGAGGAAGCUGCUAUUGUGCAUAAUCGUGCAGCUGUGGAGAUUUUGUUUCCAGUGACUGAACGAAUUGCACAUUAUCCAAACUGGACUGUCGAUGGCAUAAUCGAGUACAUUGAUUCAGAAGACUUUAGAACAAUGAGUGUGGAGAAACUGACAAUGGGGUUGACUGAACUAAAGCUCGGAGGCAUGCAUGACGCGAGCAACAAGGAAUACGAGCAGGCAAUGAUGAAAUAUAAAAUGGCUAGUCAUCUUGAUCCAUCUAACCCCACAUUGAUAUCAAAGCGAAGCUUGUGGGAAGCGCACUUGGGUUUAGGCAAUUAUGCAGUUAUAGAUGCUCUGAAAUGGUUUAGACUCAAGCCAGACCUCACCGACCCCAUUCAUCUAAACAAUGCUGCUGCAGCGAAUGAGAUAUUCAAGAAAUUCCUCUUGGCAGGCCUUGCCUUCUCGUUAGAUCCUCACGACAACGAAGCCUGUUUUGCAUUGGGAUUUACUAUGUUUGAUUGCUUUGCCUUGUUGUGUCAGAUGAGCAGCCCCCACGAGAUUAUGGACUUGUAUUGUUUCCCCAAUUUUAGAUCAUAGUAAUUCUUGUCACACUCAUGUAGUACAUUUGAUUCAUAUUCCACUGCAAAUAUUUGUUGCCAACUGAAUCAAAUUUGAGAUACUAAAUUCAAAAUGUAUGCACUCAAAUAUUUGUUCUA
Molecule: messenger RNA, 1634 nt
Organism: Salvia hispanica
Lineage: Eukaryota; Viridiplantae; Streptophyta; Magnoliopsida; Lamiales; Lamiaceae
Product: ankyrin repeat domain-containing protein SAT10-like
Molecular function (GO): protein binding
Source: RefSeq, a predicted model, not a curated record